Molecule: messenger RNA, 5331 nt
Organism: Moesziomyces aphidis
Lineage: Eukaryota; Fungi; Basidiomycota; Ustilaginomycetes; Ustilaginales; Ustilaginaceae
Source: the annotation of a GenBank genome assembly
AUGUCGGAAGUGCGAAUCGAUUUCGGCCGGCUCGGCGCUGCACCAAACAAGGCCAGAAGGUUGGACCCUGAAUCGGUUCCACCUGUCAAAGCUCCACUCACCGACUUUGUGCGCACCCACCCCUCCUCGCUCAUUGUUCCUGCCGCAGCUCCCAUCGCACAGUGGGACGACUCCAACGGAGAGAGACAUCGGCUGGUGACUGUCUUAUUGGGCACACAAGCUCGCGGCGCAACUGCCGCUUCCGCUGUUCCGACUGCAGCUUCAUCUGCACACAUGCGCUGCGGCAUCCCACGCCAGCAUGCACCAGCCGACGCGGCUUCAUCCUCCUCCGAAUCCGCAUCCGCACCUCUUCCCGCACUCGCUCCUCCGCAGUUGGACCUCGAGGAGCCCGCACGGAACAGCGUCGGAGACACGGAUAUAUUGUCCGCGCAGGCUCGUGUGUCCAACUGGCUUGCCGACGUCCAUCUGUCUCCCCCGACCUCGUCCCCAAUACCCAUCGACGACAUCGACAUCGACCACCUCUCGUCCAUCGCUGUCACACCCCUCUCCCACCAAAGUCUGGACACCAUGGCGAAGCGAUCUCGCCAGCGCUCUGGCAGUCCAGCUCCAAGCCCAGUCGAUCCAGAUGUUGCACCCUCACCGGCUACACCGCCUGUCGUCGAGGACGAAGGCGCGCGCAAGAAGCGCAGGAUCCUCGAGCACAUCGCUGCCCAGACCGCCGUCGACCCCUCCGACCAGCUCCGCACCGACCAGCUCACCUUCGUCCCGCGCUCCUACCAGCUCGAGCUCGCCCAGAUCGCCAAGUCCGGAAACGUGCUCGUCUGCCUCGACACGGGCAGCGGCAAGACGCUCAUCUCGGUGCUCCUCCUCCAGCACAUCCACAGCCAACCCGUCCCUCCCUCCAUCCCUGCCACCCAGCGCAAGGUGUCGUUCUUCCUCGUCAACCUCGUUCCGCUCGUCCACCAGCAGUCGUCCGUCAUCGCCGGCAACUCCGACCUCGCCGUCGGCAAGCUCUACGGCGAGCUCAAGGAGGCCACGCGUGGACGCAACAAGCUCACCGUCGACAACUGGCACGCGCCCCAGUGGGCCGCACUGCUCCAGUCGCACCAGGUCAUCGUGGCCACCGCGCAGUGCUUCCUCGACGCCCUCAUCCACGGAUUUAUCAAGAUACCCGAUCUCAACCUCAUCAUCUUCGACGAAGUGCACCACGCGCUCAAGAACCACCCGUUCUUCCGGAUCAUGAAGUACUACCGUCUCGCACCCGCCGACCAGCGGCCCAAGAUCUUUGGCAUGACAGCCAGCCCGAUCUUCACGAGGAGCGGAAUGUUCCACGAAGCCGCGCACUAUCUGCAGAGCAUCAUGGACGCUAGGAUCCACACCGUGUCCAAGGCGGCACUCGACGACCUCGACAAGGUCAAGCAGAAGCCCGACGAGCUCGUCGUCGAGUUCGCACCCUUUGUCACCGUGCUCGACGACGAGCUGGGCGGCGUGCCGCUCUCAGAUCUCAGCCGUGAGAUGCUCGCCAUGUUUGCGGUGGACGUCGCGCUGGAGGAUGACCAGCUCGAUCCGGUCCAGCGCCACUUUCGCGACGAGGUACAGCCCAAGCUCGAGUACACCAUGCGCCACCUCGGCGCUGUCGGCUGCGACGUGUUUUGGCAUAGUACGCUGCUCGAGCUGCGCUCGCGCGCGCGCAAGUGGGCUGCCAUCAGCCGGGAUAAGCGCACGCUCGUCAGCGAUGCGUGGAUCGUCGAUGCCAGCAUGCGCAGUCCGCGCGAGAACGGCGAUGGCGAUGACGGUGCAGAGGAGCCGCAGAAAUCGCCUCUGCCUCUCGGCGCCGCUCACCUGUCCAACAGCAGCGAGCUGAACCGUCGCAUCCUGCUGCACAUGCGAGCCCACCCCGCGCUGCCCGACGAGCUGCGCAUCGACGCAUCCAAUGCAUCGCCCAAGCUGCUGCGCCUCGUCGAGCUGCUGCAGUGCUUUGAGCCGGACGCGGCCAACUUUUGCGCGAUCGUCUUUGUCGAGCGGCGGCAGACGGCGACGCUGCUCGUCGAGCUCAUCAAGCGCGCUCCCGGGCUCGGCUUUAUCCAUCCCGAGUUCCUGCUCGGCCACGAUAACGGAUCGGCCGCCGGCGGCGCGCCCGCCAUGGACUGGCACGACCAGGUGCAGGUGCUCAACCGCUUCCGCCGCCGCGCGCCCACCAACCUGCUCGUCGCCACCUCGAUCGCCGAAGAAGGCCUCGACAUCCAAGCUGCCAACCUGGUGAUUCGGUUCGACCUGUUCAAUCGCCACAUUUCGUUCCUCCAGUCGCGCGGCCGCGCACGCGCGCGCGGGAGCAGGUUCAUCCUCAUGGCCGAAAGCGGCAACGCCGACCAUGCCAAGGUCAUUCUCAACGCCUUCGACACCGAGGCGCGACGCAGCAAGUGGCUCGAUGCCAUCACCGAGUCCGGCGGCGACGGUGGCGAUGCCGAUGCGAUGCUGUGCGACGAGUGGCAGCAGCGCCUGCACAUCGAGCCCCAAGAUCCCGAUGCCGAACCGGCGAUCCACGAGCCGACCACCGGCGCACGGCUCUAUGCCGAAGACGCCCCGAGCCUCGUGGCGCACUAUGCGGCGACGCUGCACAGCGAGCAUCUCAAGGACGCCGUGCUGGCGUACCGCAUGCAGUGCACCGAUGUGCUCGGCGGCACGCCCGCGUUCAGCUGCACGCUCGAGCUGCCCAGCACCGCGGCGGUGCGCAGUGUCGACUCGGGACCGUGCAGCUCCAAGAAGCGCGCCAAGCGCAUGGCUGCCUUACGCGCAUGCCAGCAGCUGCGGCAGCUUGGAGAGCUCGACGAGUGGCUCAUGCCGAAGCUCGUCGGUGCCACAGUGGCUGAUCGCGACGCAGCACCCGUGGCGAUGAACCCGCACCAUAAGGAGUGGCGCGGUACGGGGCAGCCCAUCCACGUGCCCGUCAAGAAGAUGGACGGAUGGGCGCGGUUUUACGCGCAAAGUACGGGCAAAGAAGCGCAGUGGCAUGCGACGUUCCUCCCGAUGGGUAGCUUCGAUGCGGGAUACAAGCCACUGCUCCUGCUCACGCGCGGUGCGCUACCGGCCACAGAACGGUUGACGCUGUACCAUGCAGCUUCGGGCGAGAUGAAGCCGAUCCGCGCCGCAUCUCUCGGAGCCGUUCCGCUGGGGAGCACCGAGCUCGAGGCUGCGACGCAGUUCACGCGGUUCGUAUUUGCGUUGUUGAGCCGGCGCGAGGUUGGGCCUGAUGACGGCGAGCCAGCCGUGCUCGUUGCACCCGUUCGCGUCGCCGAUGGCGUAAGUGACGUGACGGCCUGGUCGCAGCUCGCGUUCGACUGGCCAGCCACACUAGAAUCGUCGCGCAUCGACCUGUCUGAGCUCGGAUCGCUGCAGAACAGGGUGCUUACGCGGCAGCACGGCUAUGCGUCCAACGCGCUGUACAUCUUCCGAGACGUCAGGCACGACCUCACGGCGAUCUCGCCGCUUCCACCCAAGGCCGGGACGGAGACGGUGGACGAGACGCAGACGUACCUCUCGCAGCACCUGACCAAGUACGCGCGCCGCGUCAACGCCGAGGAAGCCGCGACUCUUGCCACCCAGCUCGCAUCCACGCCACUCGUCGCCGUCACCAAGCUCGGCAAGCUGACGAACCUGCUCACAGCUCCGAGUCGGGGCAGUCGCGCCGCUGCCACGCUCGUGCGGUUCAUCAUUCCGCGCUUCUACCGCGUCUUCCCUCUGCGCUCCGACGUGCUAUUGAGCGUGCUCGCACUGCCGUCCGUUCUCACGCGGUACGACCAACUCCUUCUCGCAUCGCAGUGCAACGACGCCGUAUUCAGCGGUGCGCUCGAGGUGGACUUAGUGCUGGAAGCACUUGCAAGUCCGGCUGCGCGGUGCGGGCUCGACUACGAACGGCUCGAGUUUCUCGGCGAUACGUUCCUCAAGCUCGUCGCCACCUGCCACACGUUUACGACGCAGCUGGGGCGGACAGAGGCGGAGCUGCAUCUGGCCAACAAGGGGAUCCUGACCAAUGUGCGGCUGCUGCGCGAGGCGCGCCGGCUCCAACUGGGUCGCUGGGCGUUAUUCGCCAGUGCGGACUUUGGGGCCAAGCGAUGUACCGCGCCGAUGUCGGGGUGGAUGGGUGGGGCACUGCUCCAAGCCGGGCCUGUGGAGGUGGGGCCGGGCGAGACGGAUGUGAUUCGCGAAAAGACGCUGCCGGACGUCGUUGAGGCGCUGAUCGGGGCGGCGCUGCUGGGUGGGGGAACGGACGCGGCACUGCAUGUCUGUCGAGUCCUCACGCUCAUCCCAGAGUCCAUUCGGCGGCUGGACGAUUUCAACACGCUGCUGCAAGAGCUUAAGCUCACGUCGGUGACGCAAGGUUGGGAGCGUCGAGUAGACCGGUCCGGUUUGGACCAUUUGCAGUCGCUGUUUGGCCACGUGUAUCGGUACCCGCAUCUGGGACUUGAGGCCUUCACACACCCCUCGCUGCUCGCGUCGGUGCUGCCGUCCUAUCAGCGAUUGGAGUUUCUUGGCGAUGCAUGGCUCGAUCUGUACAUUGUGCGGUACAUCUUUUCCGCCCACCCGGACCUUUCUCCGGGCGAGUUGACGGCGCUCAAGGGGAUGUUGGCAUCCAACUCGACCCUUGCUGCACUUGGUCAUCGGCUGGGAUUGCACAGAUACGUUGCAUCGAAUAGCGAGGUUCUAGUCUCGACGCUCAGCGCCUAUUCUACGGCGAUGGAGGGGGCGGGGGAAGGUACGGCGUAUUGGCACAAGGUCGACGUGGGGGUUCCCAAAGCGCUGGCCGAUGUGGUUGAAGCGAGUUUUGCCAGCAUUGUGGUGGAUUCCUCUUUCGACCCCAGCAUGGCACAGGGCGUAUUCGACCGCCUCUUUGUACCCUUCUACAGCCGAUUCUGCGCCUGGGAUAGCAUCCCGCUUACCGAUGUCAAACGGCUGCUGCUCAGCACCAAUUGCAUCCUCACCAUCACUUGCUCCCUCACCAACAGCGAUGAGAUGGACGUGGAUGUACUGCUGGAGGAGUUGACAGUGUCGAUUGUCAUGCACGGUACGAUGAUCGCCCAGCUCAAAACCACGCCGCCAUCACUCAACCACCUCGCAAAGGCUCACGAGAUCCUCAACGCUGUCAACCAAAAGCGCCCAGAGCAACAGAGGAUCUUGCUCGCCCAACUCGCGCGCACGCUCGCGUGGAAGACCCCCUUCCAACCCCCAGAAGACCACAUCCAACCCACCCUGGCCCACCUCCGCAUCCUCGCAAAGAAUUGCCUUUGCUCAGCCUUAACCCCCCCUUCCUCCCCACGACACAGCGCCAAGUAG